UCAGCUAAACCAAGGAAAAAGAAAAAAAGAAAGACACCAAAGCAACAUAGAAGGCAAAGCAUAUGCCAUUAAAGAGAGGGAGCGCCAACAGAGAGAGAAAAAGUUCUUUCAAUCUUGUUGUUGUCAUGGCUGUUCAAGCACAGUUGUAUCCAGAAAGACUUGGGCUUUUGCCUAUGGGUGGCCAACAGGAUUGCAUACUUAACGAUCAUGUUUCAGAGUUCGAUGCUGACUGGGGUUUUGCUUUUCAAGAGCCGCAACAACAAAAUCUCUUUCUUGAUCAAAAUAACUCUCAGAACUUUUGUUUUGAUUGUAAUAUUGGGGCUUCUUCUUCUUCUUCUUCUUAUUCAACAACUUGUGAUAGUUCUUUCUCCAUGUUUCUUUCUCAAUGUUUGGAUGUUCAGCUUGACAUGCAAAGGCGAGAAGUUGAUUGCAUGCUUCAAUUACAGGCUGAGAGGCUAAGAUUUGCUUUGCAACAGCAAAGAAAGCAGCAGUUGGGAAUCAUACUGAAGAGUGUAGAAUCAAAGGUCUCCUCUUUGAUAAGGCAAAACGAAGAGGACUUGGCACAAACAACAAAGAAAACCAUGGAGCUUGAGGUCUGCCUGAGAAAAGUAGAGCAGGAGAGUGAACAAUGGCAGAGACUAGCAAGAGAAAAGGAAGCUGUGGUCGUUGAUUUAAGCAACACGCUGGAACGAAUCAGAGAACGACUGGUCACACCCAGCAAUAAAGUCCAGGAUGCAGAGUCCUUUUGUUGUGGCUCAUGUGAUAUAGAACAAGUGGAAAGCCAAAAAAAGGUGGUUUGUAAAGGGUGCAAUUCUAGGACCUCGUGCGUUAUCUUUCUCCCUUGCAGGCACCUCUGCUCGUGCAAAUCUUGUGAAGCUUUUCUUGGCUCCUGCCCUGUCUGUAAAUCAGUAAAGGAAGCAAGCAUGGAAGUUUUCUGGGUCUAACAAGAAAGGCACAAAGGAGGCAAUGGAAAAGGAAUGACCAAAGGGUAAGUUUUUUGAAACAUCACAUGCUGAUGCUUGUAGUGACCCACACUAUCCAUUACGAUGUUUAUGGCUUAUUUUGUUCUUUGGCUUUUCUGGGUCUUUGUUUACCGAAUUUUUGCUGUACUGCUAGUGCUAAGACCCGUAUAUAUGUUAAAAUCAAAAUGUGAUGAUAGCUAGUACGAAUCACGGCAAAGAAUCUCUGCGUUUAUCCUUCCUAGGUUAAUUACAUAUUGCCUGAUUCGAGCUUAAACAGAAAGUAAAUCUUCUAUGUUCAUAUUAUAAUUUGUUUUGUCGAGAA
Molecule: messenger RNA, 1284 nt
Organism: Populus trichocarpa (black cottonwood)
Lineage: Eukaryota; Viridiplantae; Streptophyta; Magnoliopsida; Malpighiales; Salicaceae
Product: probable BOI-related E3 ubiquitin-protein ligase 2
Exons: 3
Coding region: 63-944 (293 amino acids)
Molecular function (GO): ubiquitin-protein transferase activity
Source: RefSeq, a predicted model, not a curated record